AUGGGACAACAGGGAAGAGAUAGGCGUGGUGGUGGUGGUCGCGGCCAAGGACAAUCUCGCGAUGUACAGGUUUCCAAAGCCCUGAGCUUGCUAUUGCGACAUGCUGCCGAAAAGGAAGGCGUGAAGAUGAACGCCCAAGGCUACGCGAAUGUAGCAGACGUGCUUGAAUGGCGAAAGCUCAAGUCCAUCAAAGCUACCUUUGAUGAAAUCAAGCACGCCGUCGACUCCUCCGACAAGAAGCGCUUCGCUCUCCUUCACAUUCCCUCCGCACAACCAACCAAAUCUACAACGAAGGCAACUACGAUACCCACAACUAUCCCGGGGUCCGAGGAACAAACAGAUGGAGAAAUCUCAGCGGGCGGUGAUCAACCAGCCACGUCGGUGCUCGAGGCACCCUCCAGCAACGAGGACCAGGCCAACGCGACACAGCAAGCUCUGGCUUCGACAGAUACCGAGCCAUCAAAUUACAUGAUUCGCGCAACCCAAGGUCACACCAUCAAAACGGUCGAUGCAGCAUCCUUCCUCGAACCACUCACGCUAGCCGACGAGUCCAAGCUCCCCGAUACUGUCGUCCACGGCACAUUCCACGGCGCAUGGCCUCUGAUUCAACAGUCCGGUGGACUCCGGGCAAUGGGUCGACACCACGUACACUUUGCGACGGGCCCUUCACUCGAAUCUGCAAUGGCCUCUUCAGAGACGACGUCACAAGAGAAAGCAAAUGCCAAGCCGGAAACACAGGUCAUUUCGGGUAUGCGGCGGGAUGCUCAAAUCCUGAUUUACCUGGAUAUCAAGAAGGCGCUCGCAGCUGGGUGUCCAUUCUGGCGGAGCGAGAAUGGGGUUAUUCUCAGUGAGGGAUUGCCUGUUUCGGAUGGGAAGACUGAUGCGGAUGGGAAUCCGGUGAAGGUGGUCUCGAUCGAUUUCUUCGAUGUUGUUGUUGAGCGCAAGAUUGGUCUUGGGAAGAUCUGGGAGCGUGGGGAGGUGGUGAAGGAGCUUCCGGAGUAUGCGAUUAAGAAGGGGACGCCUAAGAAUCGGCGGUGA
Messenger RNA from Penicillium subrubescens, 1038 nucleotides. RefSeq names its product tRNA 2'-phosphotransferase. Gene Ontology annotation, biological process: tRNA splicing, via endonucleolytic cleavage and ligation. NCBI's taxonomy places the organism in Eukaryota, Fungi, Ascomycota, Eurotiomycetes, Eurotiales, Aspergillaceae. The transcript is spliced from 2 exons. Gene Ontology annotation, molecular function: tRNA 2'-phosphotransferase activity. The record is from RefSeq and is a predicted model, not a curated record. Bases 1 to 1038 code for a protein of 345 amino acids.